AUGAGUCGCAGCAGGAUUGAGGAGAUCGCUUAUCGCAAGGGCAUCCGGCUCGAUAUGGAGCGCAUGUCGGUCCCGACGCCCAACAAGGCACAGGCUGUCUCUGAGCCUCAAGAGGGGCUACCCAAUCCCAGCCUGAGCAGAGAAGGAGAUCGUGGAGAACAUGAACACAGUCCUGCUGUAGCCGAAGACUGCUCAUCUCUUCACAUACUUGCCGAUGCUGCUUCCCAGGUUGCCGCCUGUAGGGAUGCGGAAAGUGCUGCCGCCUGGGUUCUCGUAAAGAUGAGUCGUGGUGGCGCGGAAUAA
Molecule: messenger RNA, 303 nt
Organism: Thyridium curvatum
Lineage: Eukaryota; Fungi; Ascomycota; Sordariomycetes; Thyridiales; Thyridiaceae
Exons: 1
Coding region: 1-303 (100 amino acids)
Source: RefSeq, a predicted model, not a curated record